Molecule: messenger RNA, 1071 nt
Organism: Trematosphaeria pertusa
Lineage: Eukaryota; Fungi; Ascomycota; Dothideomycetes; Pleosporales; Trematosphaeriaceae
Exons: 2
Coding region: 103-924 (273 amino acids)
Biological process (GO): regulation of transcription by RNA polymerase II
Cellular component (GO): mediator complex; core mediator complex
Molecular function (GO): transcription coregulator activity
Source: RefSeq, a predicted model, not a curated record
CAACUUCACGACGCGCUCAAUACCCGGUGCAUAUAGUCGAGUCGCUCUCACCCUACCCGCCGCAACUACAACACAACUGAGCAGAUCAGUUCAGCUCCCGCAAUGGCGCAACAGCCUCAACAGGAUCAGCCCGAGCUCAGCUCCUUCUUCCCCGACCCGCCGCCCUUCUACAAGCAUUUCACGACGGAGAAUCAAGAGCGCCUGAAGCAGUUCAAGGAGCAGCGCGCAGCUCCCUCAAACGACGGCGUCGCUUCAUCACCGCCGCUCACCGCGUCCCAAUUACUAGAGCUACCGACCGAGCUCCGCUACCUCGUCCCACCCGAACCGCCAGCAGAAGAUGCCGAAUACCGCGUCUUCGGCGAAGUUGCUAAGGUGCGCGGCGUCGACGAGUUCGAGAACAUCAUGGCCUGGAUCAGCGACACGCUCUGGGACAAACAGCAGGAGGCCGGCAUCCUCGAGGGCUGGAAAUACGAGCAACUGUACCCCCCACCCUCCGCGUCCGACUGGUCCAGCAUCGACCGCCAACGCUACCUCUUCCGCUUCCUGCGCUCGGUAAUGCUCUCCUUCGUCGAGCUGCUCGGCGUUGUCGCCGUGAACCCUACCUCCGAGAAGAAGGACGAGAAGCUGAGGGAUAUAUUGACGCUGGUGCUGAAUAUGCAUGCGUUGAUCAACGAGUAUCGGCCGCAUCAGGCGCGGGAGACGCUGAUUAUGCUCAUGGAGGAGCAGGUGGAGAGGAAGAAGGCGGAGGUCGAGGGCGUGAAGAAGAUGGCGGAUAAGGUGAGGCAGACGCUGGAGGGGUUUGCGAAGGAGGCGCCGGAGGGGAAGGGGAGUGUGGUGGCCGAGGAGAGCGUUGAUGCGGAGAAGAGAAGGGUAGAUUUACAGAGGGAGAUGUGGACUGCUAUGGAUGAGAUUUUGGGACAUUAAGAGCUGGCUGCAGAGCACGGUCGAUCCGUCAACGCACUCAAGCAGUGAAAGGUCCUGUGCGAGUAUCUACCUCUCCACACUUCGAAACGCAGCCGGGCGGAAUGGCUUGAUCUGGAUUAUUCUACUCGCCAAGAGCAUAAGCGACAC